AUGCUCACGCACCAUACGCACAGCUUGUGCAUCCUUCAAGCAGAAGGUCAAGGUUAUGCGUCUGGGGCUCUUCAUCCACACACUCCAAUACCCAACACCCUCAGAAAAAAAAAUUUGACACUACAGGCCUCCACCGUAUACACUGAACACUUUCGAGUCUGCGACGCAGAAGUCUCCAUUCGCGAGAACACCACAACAUCUCGGUUCCGCUUGACGAUUGUCAGCCAAGAUGGGUUGACCAUCGUUAGUCAGGAGCUCGCUGAAACACUCCCCACUGGUCUCGCCUCCGGACAUAAUAGCGAUUUCAGAUCCCCGACAUAUGUCAUCGUAAUAAAGGCCUUGACGAAUACCUCAAUAAAUGCCUUAACCUUUAAGGUCUUGAUGAAGGUCUCGGCCUAUGUUAAAAAGAGACUGAACGUGGCAGGAAGCGACAUCCCUCCCUAA
This is a messenger RNA of Aspergillus calidoustus, 444 nucleotides long. NCBI's taxonomy places the organism in Eukaryota, Fungi, Ascomycota, Eurotiomycetes, Eurotiales, Aspergillaceae. The record is from the annotation of a GenBank genome assembly.